UGUAUCUGUUCAGUCCAAGGGCGGAUCUGUUUCAUAUCGUUUCCCCUUUUCUUCAGACACACCUGUUUUCCACGCGGCUUUUACAGACUGAACCAGGAAGUGUGAGCUGCUGUAAGUGACUGUGUGAGUUUAUAUCUAAGUAAAAUGGCAGAAGCGAAUAUUUCAGUAGCUCAGGAUCAGUUCAGCUGUCCAAUCUGUCUGGAUCUACUCAAGGAUCCAGUGGGUCUUCUCUGUGGACACACUUUCUGUAUGGCGUGUAUUAAUGGCUGCUGGGAUCAGGAGGAUCAGAAGGGAGUCUAUAGCUGUCCUCAGUGUAGACAAACCUUCACUCCAAGACCUGUUGUGAGUAAAAACAGCAUGCUGGCUGAAGUAGUGGAGACACUGAAGAAUACAGGACUCCAAGCUACACGUCCUGCUCACUGUUCAGCUGGACCUGAAGAUGUGGAGUGUGAUUUCUGCAUUGGGAGAAAAUCCAAAGCCAUCAAGUCCUGUCUGGUGUGUCUGGCCUCUUUCUGUGAAACUCACCUCCAGCCUCACUAUGAAUCUCCUGCCUUUAAGAAGCACAAGCUGGUGGAAGCCUCCAGACGACUCCAGGAGCAGAUCUGCUCUCAGCAUGACAAACUGCUGGAGGUUUACUGUCACACUGAUCAGCAGUGUAUCUGCAUGUUGUGUACUAUGGAUGAACAUAAAGGACAUGAUACAGUAUCAGCUGCAGCAGGACAAGCUGAGAAACAGAAGCAGUUGUUGGAGAUGCAGGGAAACUCCAAGCAGAGAAUCCAGGAGAGAGAGAAGGAGCUUCAGGAACUACUAAAGGCUAUGGAGACUCACAAGCUCUCUGCACAAACAGCAGUGCAGGAAACCGAGAGGAUCUUUACGGAGCUGAUCAAAUCUAUUGAGAGAAGAUGCUCUGAACUGACAGCGCUGAUCAGAGCUCAAGAGGAAGCUGCAGUGAGUCGAGCUGAAGAAGUCAUGAAGCAACUGGAGCAGGAGAUCGCAGAGCUGAAGAGGAGAGAUGCUGAAAUGGAGGAGCUUUCACACACAGAGGAUCCUGUCCAGUUCCUCCAGAGUUUUCAGUCUGUCGCAACCCCAACUGGAUUUUCAAACUUGCCCACCAUCAAGUUCAGCUCUACUCUAAUUUUUGAGGAUGUAAUAACUUCUGUGUCUCAGCUGAGAGAAAACGUUGAAGAGUGCUAUAAUGCUGAGUUUGAGAAGAUAUCAAGUGAAGUGAGGGAUGUCCAGAUCUUAUCACCUCCUCGUAUCACUAUGAAGAUGCUAAAUAUGCAGGCCUGGAAGUCCCAUCACCAGCAAUUGAAGGCCCAGAGGUUGCAUCUACUGCAGUUAAACCGUAUGGUUAUGGAACGCCGAAAGCAAGAUUUUCAAUGUAAUGACUGUGUGAGUUUGUGUUAUAGUAAAAUGGCAGAAGCGAAUAUUUCAGUAGCUCAGGACCACUUCAGCUGUCCAAUCUGUCUGGAUCUACUCAAGGAUCCAGUGACUAUUCUCUGUGGACACACUUUCUGUAUGGUGUGUAUUAAUGGCUGCUGGGAUCAGGAGGAUCAGAAGGGAGCCUAUAGCUGUCCUCAGUGUAGACAAACCUUCACUCCAAGACCUGUUGUGAGUAAAAACAGCAUGCUGGCUGAAGUAGUGGAGACACUGAAGAAGACGGGACUCCAAGCUACACGUCCUGCUCACUGUUCAGCUGGACCUGAAGAUGUGGCGUGUGAUUCCUGCACUGGGAGAAAAUCCAAAGCCAUCAAGUCCUGUCUGGUGUGUCUGGCCUCUUUCUGUGAAACUCACCUCCAGCCUCACUAUGAAUCUCCUGCCUUUAAGAAGCACAAGCUGGUGGAAGCCUCCAGACGAUUCCAGGAGCAGAUCUGCUCUCAGCAUGACAAACUGCUGGAGGUUUACUGUCACACUGAGCAGCAGUGUAUCUGCAUGUUGUGUAUAUUAGAUAAACAUAAAGGACAUGAUACAGUAUCAGCUGCAGCAGGACGAGUUGAGAAACAGAAGCAGUUGUUGGAGGUGCAGGGAACAACCAGGCAGAGAAUCCAGGAGAGAGAGAAGCAGCUUCAGGAACUGACAAAGGCUGUGAAGACUCACAAGCACUCUGCACAAACAGCAGUGCAUGAAACUGAGAAGUUAUUUACUGCUCUGAUCAAAUCCAUUGAGAGAAGAUGUUCUGAACUGACAGCACUGAUCAGAGCUCAGGAGAAAGCUGCAGUGAGUCGAGCUGAAGAAGUCAUGAAGCAACUGGAGCAGGAGAUUGCAGAGCUGAAGAGGACAGACACUGAGAUGGUGAAGCUUUUGGACACAGAGGAUCCCAUUUAUUUCCUCCAGAGUUUUCGGUCCCUCUUGACCCAUCCUGGAUCUGCAGAUUUACCCAUCAUCGAGGUCAGUUCUUUCCUCUCUUUUGAAGAUGUAGUAAAGUAUGUGUCUCCGCUGCAAGAGAAGGUGGAAGCGUGCUCUAAAGAGCAGUUUGAGAAGAUAUCAAGUGAAGUGAAGAAAGUCCUGAUCUUACCACCCCAAAGCAGAGAGGAAUGUCUAAAGUAUUCCUGUCAACUCACACUGGAUCCCAACACAGUACAUCACAGCCUCCAACUGUCUGCAUCGAACCGAAUGGCAACUGACAGAGGUGAACAGUUGGGUUAUGAUUAUAUUAAUAAUUUGUAUGGCCAACAGGUACAUUGGUAUCAGGAGAGGUUUGAACAUCCAGAGAGCUUUAACUAUUACCACCAGGUGUUGUGUAGUGAGAGUGUGUGUGAACCCUCUUACUGGGAGGUGCAGUGGAGUGGGAAUAAUGGGGUUUCUAUAGCACUGUCCUAUAAAGACAUCAGUAGGAAGGGAAGCAGUUAUGAGUGUGAGUUUGGACGCAAUGAUAAGUCCUGGAAUUUAAUGUGCAACUCCUCUAGUUACUCGUUCUUACACAACAACCAAGAAACUAAUAUCUCCAUGAGCCCCAGCCCCUCUAGAAUAGGAGUGUUUGUUGAUUACAAGGCAGGAACUCUCUCUUUCUACGGCGUCUCUGACACGAUGAAGCUCCUCCACAGAGUUCACACCACGUUCACUCAGCCUCUUUACCCCGGGUUUGGGCUAAAUUCUUAUUCAGCAGUAGAACUGUGCAAUUCUGUUAUUAACCUCUCCUGCUUUUCUGACUGGUGUCUGGAAUCUCGUUUUUUAAAAUGCAAAUGGUUUUUCUUUACAUCAAAUUCUUGUCAAUUGAGACUGAAUCCUAACACAGCUAAUAAGCUCCUCUGUCUGUCUGAGGAGAACACGUUGGUGACCUGCAGUUCAACACAACAGUCCUAUCCUGAUCAUGCUGAGAGGUUUGACUCUUAUCUCCAGGUGUUGUGUACAGAGAGUGUAUGUGGACGCUGUUACUGGGAGGUUGAGUGGAGUGGGAAUAAAGGGGUUUCUUUAGCAGUCUCAUAUAAAGACAUCAGCAGGAAGGGAAACGGUAUUGAGUAUAAGUUUGGAUUCAAUGAUCAAUCCUGGAGAUUGCUUUGCUCUCCAAAUGAAUUCAUAUUCGGUCAAAAUAACAGACAAUUUAGUGUCCCAGUAAUGCCCAGCUCCUCCAGAAUAGGAGUGUAUGUGGAUCAUAGGGCAGGGAUUCUGUCCUUCUACGGCGUCUCUGACACAAUGAAGCUCCUCCACAGAGUCCACACCACGUUCACUCAGCCUCUUUACCCCGGGUUUGUGGUUUGUAAAGGAUCAAGGGUUAAACUAUGUCAUUUAAAAUAGAUCAUUUUCAGAGCUUUGUGAUACCAGUGGAUUUUUGUGUGUGUCUGUUUCUGCAUGCAGUUUGAUGGGGGUUACCUCAAAACAACAGUGUACUGCAAUAGCAAAAGAAAUAUACGAUGAGACUAUG
This is a messenger RNA of Ictalurus punctatus (channel catfish), 3862 nucleotides long. RefSeq lists its product as uncharacterized. The transcript is spliced from 15 exons. Bases 145 to 3735 code for a protein of 1196 amino acids. NCBI's taxonomy places the organism in Eukaryota, Metazoa, Chordata, Actinopteri, Siluriformes, Ictaluridae. Gene Ontology annotation, molecular function: zinc ion binding; protein binding. The record is from RefSeq and is a predicted model, not a curated record.